Messenger RNA from Pogoniulus pusillus (Red-fronted tinkerbird), 2783 nucleotides. RefSeq names its product neuralized E3 ubiquitin protein ligase 1B (gene NEURL1B). Gene Ontology annotation, molecular function: ubiquitin protein ligase activity. Gene Ontology annotation, cellular component: early endosome. Lineage: Eukaryota; Metazoa; Chordata; Aves; Piciformes; Lybiidae. Gene Ontology annotation, biological process: ubiquitin-dependent endocytosis. Bases 159 to 1841 code for a protein of 560 amino acids. The record is from RefSeq and is a predicted model, not a curated record. The transcript has 5 exons.
UAGGAGGCACGGGUGAAGCACCACCCUUUGCAGGCUACCACGGGUUGGCGCUGGCGCUGGGCGUGGCGGGCGGCAGCUUCGAAUCGCCGUUUCACCGGGAGCGCGCUGCUGCCCAGCUGCCGCUGCAGAUCCUGCUCCGCGACCCGCUCCGUCCGGCCAUGGGGAACGCCGAGUCCGUCCCGAGCAGCGCCGCCGGCACCGACACAAGCCACCAGACCCGCGCCGUCUCCAGCCGCCCCUACUACAGCUUGCCCAACAGCAGCCAUGAGAGACGCUCGGUCCUUGCUAUCACGGAGCCGCCGCGGUUCCACUCCCAGGCCAAAGGCAAGAACGUGCGUCUGGACGCUCACUCCCGCAAGGCCACGCGGAGGAACAGUUUCUGCAACGGGGUCACCUUCACCAACCGGCCCAUCCACCUCUAUGAGAAAGUCAGGCUGAAGCUGGUGGCUGUGCACCACGGCUGGAGUGGGGCUCUACGCUUCGGAUUCACCAUUCACGACCCGUCGCAGAUGAGCUCUGAUGAGAUACCAAAGUAUGCCUGUCCGGACCUAGUGACACGGCCUGGAUACUGGGCCAAAGCUUUGCCAGAGAGGUUUGCUGUCAGAGACAAUAUCUUGGCCUUCUGGGUUGACCGUCACGGGCGAGUUUUCUACAGUAUUAACGACGAGGAGCCAAUAUUGUUUCACUGUGGUAUUAAAGUUUCCGGUCCUCUCUGGGCACUCAUAGACGUCUAUGGAAUCACCCAUGAAGUGCAGAUACUAGACAGCAUGUUUGCAGAGACCAUGACCAGUGCCCGGCUCAGCACUGCCCGGCUCAGCACUUGCCUUCCGCAGAGCAACCACGAUUCAGCCAACUUCAAUAACAACGAGCUGGAGAACAACCAAGUGGUGGCCAAAAUUGCAAACCUAAACCUGAGUCGGGUACCAGGAUUUGGGACAGACAACCACAUCAUCCCCUGUUGCCCAAGCCGACGGCAGCGUGCCCAGGGGGUCCCAGCCUUCCUGGACACAGACCUGCGAUUCCACCCCACCCGCGGGCCUGACGUCACCUUUUCUCAGGACCGAAUGGUUGCGUGCACCAACUGGCAGGAAAGCAACAGGACCUUGGUGUUUUCUGACCGGCCUUUGCACGUUGGUGAGAGCCUGUUUGUGGAAGUGGGACACCUUGGGUUGCCCUACUACGGGGCUCUUUCUUUUGGCAUCACCUCCUGUGAUCCGAGUACGUUACGGACAAACGAGCUGCCGGCAGAUCCAGACUUCCUGCUGGACCGCAAGGAGUACUGGGUGGUUUACCGAGCGUUCCCCGUCCUCAGCAACGGUGACAUCCUCAGUUUCAUGGUCUUGCCCAAUGGAGAGGUGCACCACGGGGUGAACGGAGUCAGCCGAGGAAUGCUGAUGUGUGUGGACACCUCACAGUCUCUCUGGGUGUUUUUUACAAUCCAUGGUGUAAUCAACCAGCUCAAAAUAUUGGGCACUGUGCAGUCCAGCCCAGUGACCGUCUCUCCCUCAGGAUCCCCUGGUGGCUCGCAGUAUGACAGUGACUCGGACAUGGCCUUCAGUGUCAACAGGUCAUCGUCUGCUUCAGAGUCAUCACUUGUGACUGCUCCCAGCUCCCCCCUGAGCCCUCCCAUCUCUCCUGUCUUCCCCCCUCCAGAGCCAUCAAGCAGCAAGAACGGGGAAUGCACCGUUUGCUUUGACAGCGAGGUGGACACGGUGAUCUACACCUGCGGACACAUGUGCCUCUGCAACACCUGUGGUCUUAAGCUGAAGAAGCAGCUCAACGCCUGCUGCCCAAUCUGCCGACGGGUCAUCAAAGAUGUUAUUAAAAUAUACCGCCCUUAGCGCCGCCCGGGGCUGCGGGAAGGGGAGCGCCGCUAGCAGUAACCAUGCCUUUCCGUCCCUGCUUAUGGGUUAUCGUGCUGGUCAGUCGUUAUCCAGUGGCUCGUUAUCUGUGUUUCCUUAUUUGACUGGUAGGGCACAAUUCAGGGAUAAAACUGAGCUGAGGAUCGCGGGGGGCCCACAGGCACGGCUGCCGUGUGCCCACGGGUGAACUCGGGAACCGCAGGCUGGACCUGACCCAGCUGCAGACGAGAAAUUUCCCGUGCAAAGGCUCUUUUUUUCCCCUCCUCCUCCUAGAGGAGGGGGCUCGCUGUGGUGCGGAUCAGGAAGGGGAGGUUGCCACUUGGCCAAUGCUGGGUGCCACUGGGCUUCCCCAGACCUGAAACCCCAAUGGCUCUGGGCUGCUGCUGGAUACUUGCACUGUGGUAGAACAAAAUUAGGACAAGGCCCAAUGGGAGGGUUCAAAAUGGCAAAGGCGAUCUGGAAAUGUCAUGUUAAUCCAUGUAAGGGGAGCUAGCUAAGGCCAAAAUAGUAGCAUAGCCAGAUUCCCACUUGUUUGUGUUUUGUCCACCCUGAACAGGCUUCUGGGGCAGAUGGAGAAGCUGGUCUGGACAGCAGCUUUUGCUUUUUGUGACAGAGCAAGGACUUCUGGCUGUGCAGACUGAGACCUGGGUAGCAGAGUGGAUCAUGAGCUCGCUAGGAGCCCCAGCAACCAGCUGCUGCAGCAGCAGUGAUGGAGCAGCAGCAGUGAUGCAGCAGCAGCAGCAGUGGGGCUCUUCAGGUGCUGCCGGUCUGGCCAGCUGCUGAAGCCAUAAAUUGCAGCCUGUGGAUGGGUGAGGGGUUUGGAUGGGCACACUGCAGCCCUGGCUUACAAAAAGCACGGAGCUGCGGCUGCCUGCAGUGCCGGUGUUUGUCCCCUUCAGGCACACACCCUGCGUUUUGCUC